Leishmania major strain Friedlin is the source of this 1362-nucleotide messenger RNA. RefSeq lists its product as hypothetical. Bases 1 to 1362 code for a protein of 453 amino acids. NCBI's taxonomy places the organism in Eukaryota, Euglenozoa, Kinetoplastea, Trypanosomatida, Trypanosomatidae. Gene Ontology annotation, biological process: pseudouridine synthesis. The transcript has a single exon. The record is from RefSeq and is a predicted model, not a curated record. Gene Ontology annotation, molecular function: pseudouridine synthase activity; RNA binding.
AUGCUGGUGGUGAACAAGCCCCCAGGCAUCCUCAUGGACGGUGAUGAGAGCAUCUACGGCCGCACCGUAGAGUCCUUGGUGUGCGAGCACAUGAAAGCCCGUGGCAUCUUCGACGAAACCCAUGAGCAGCUGCAAAAAGAGAAGAAGAGAAAGAAGCAGCUGAAGUUUGUGCAUCAGCUUGACUUCGGCACGAGCGGGGUGCUGUGCUUGGCCUUUACUAAAGACAUGGCCGCGCGACUUGCCCACUGCUUUGAGAUGCGCUUGGUUCGGAAGUACUAUGUUGCACUGCUGCAUGGACACUUGCCAAGCGAUACUGCGCUGCUGGAGGAUGCCGCCUCGAGUGACCAGCCAGGCUCUGCUUUCUCGUCAGAUACAAAGGCGCGCCGAGCGUCGUUUGCCGCGUGGGCAAAUGCGUGCAACAAGGCAUGGGAAGGGCUGGGCUGCGUCCGGGCUGGUUGCUCUGCAUCCGCGAGCGGAGGAUCCUCGGCAAACUCGGCGGGUGGGGACGAAGUGGCAGGGUUCCGGCACCUUCUGCAGCGGCCGGAUAAGACAGCGUGGGAGGCGGUGGGACUAGCGAAUUCGAAGGACGCGGAGGAGGGCGAGCCGGUGACUGUGGUGCAUCGGUAUCGCUCUCAUCGAAGCCCUGCUUCAUCGCUGAUCACUGUAGCACCAGAAAAUUCCGCGCCUGUGCCGGCAGACGCGGUGGAGGAUCUCAUCUACCGUACGUUGUUAGAGAGCACUACAACGUGCUCGGUCGUCUUUGUUGAUCUGCCGGUGGGCUACGAUUUAACGGACCCCGAGCACCUCCGCAUGGCUGUCACGGCAGAGCAAAGCCGUGACGCUAAAACAAGCCUCUUGGUGCUGAAGCGCACCUACUUAGCCGCACCUCCACCAGCGGGCGGCGAGGUGCCACAGCGUGGCGCAAUCGCUAAAGAUUCCCCGUCUGUCACAAGCUAUCCGGUGACGCUGGUGCUGCUCGCUCCACACACGGGUCGACGUCAUCAACUCCGCGUGCACUGCCGCGCCAUCGGUUUCCCUAUUGUUGGUGACACGUCGUACUGCGCUGAUCUACCGUGGUGCACCGCCUUGCCGCUAGGGUCAUCCCCGUCCACAUGGGUGACCGCGGGCGCGCGGCGCAUGUACCUGCACGCAUGGCGCCUGCUUCUGCCCGGCACCGCGACUCCCUGCCUCGAUGAGGUUGAACGGGUGGUGCUGAAGAAGAAGCGACGUCGCGAGGUCUUGGGACUAUCGGAACAACGCGGUGUCUCCUUGUCCGCGAGUCGUUGCGAGUGGACCGAGUUUGUGGCAUCGGUGGACUUUACUGGACUCGACCUGAAGGAGUUAGAGGAUCGAAAGAUGUAA